Molecule: messenger RNA, 1484 nt
Organism: Trachymyrmex septentrionalis
Lineage: Eukaryota; Metazoa; Arthropoda; Insecta; Hymenoptera; Formicidae
Gene: Adk2
Product: adenosine kinase 2
Exons: 5
Coding region: 243-1280 (345 amino acids)
Biological process (GO): purine ribonucleoside salvage
Cellular component (GO): nucleus; cytosol
Molecular function (GO): adenosine kinase activity
Source: RefSeq, a predicted model, not a curated record
UUCUUUUUAUCCCUUCUCUCGAUAAGUCACCGUUAUGACAUAGAGAUAAUUAUUCCGAGUUAGAGCGACUUCUUCAAUAACAAUCACGAGCAGUCGAUACCAUUGGAUACUUUUGCGUUUUCACGCGCGAGAAGCGGUACAGCGGUGAGCUGAAGGCGUCGGUGGCGCGCCUUGCGAUCGUAGCAGACCAUCCCAUCCUUAGCGUGUCCUCGUAAUCGCUCGAAAACUGCAAUCACGCGGAAAUGGCCAAAGACUUACGAGAAGGUUUGCUGUUGGGUAUGGGAAAUCCUCUCCUGGAUAUUUCAGCAUAUGUUAAUCAUGACUUGUUGCAAAAAUAUGGUCUGAAGUCCAACAAUGCCAUUCUUGCUGAAGAAAAACACAAGCCUUUAUAUGAUGAGCUGAUUGACUUAUACAAUGCUGAAUUUACUGCGGGUGGAUCUGUGCAGAAUACUAUGAGAGUAGCGCAAUGGUUUCUGCAAAAACCGAAAAUCACCACAUACAUGGGCUGUGUCGGUAAAGACAAAUAUUCCGAGAUUCUGGAGGAUAAGGCAACGGCGGAUGGUUUAAAUGUUCGUUAUCAAUACACCGAUCAGGAACCGACUGGGACGUGUGCGGUGCUCAUUACCGGAAAAGAACGCUCCCUAUGCGCCAAUUUAGCGGCGGCAAAUUGCUUUUCACAAUCACAUAUCGAAAAGUCAGAAAACAAGCAACUAAUAGAUAUCGCGAGAUACAUCUACAUAUCGGGAUUUUUCUUAACGGUCAGUCCCGAAUCCAUACAAACAGUAGCCAAACACGCUUACGAAAACGACAAAAUGUUCAUGAUGAAUCUCAGCGCACCGUUUCUAUGCGAAUUCUUCCAAGAGCCGAUGCUAGCGGCGUUUCCCUACGUGGACAUCUUAUUCGGGAACGAGACAGAAGCGGACACGUUUGCAAAGAUCAACAAUCUUAAUGCGACGGACCGAAGGCAGAUCGCGCUGAAGAUAUCGGAAAUGGAUAAGAUAAAUAACAAGAGGAAAAGGAUCGUCGUGAUAACACAGGGUACUGACGCAGUGCUUUUAGCCAAGGAUGGCACUGUGACGGAGUAUCCUAUUAUAAAACUGCCAGAGGAGAAAGUUGUAGAUACUAAUGCCGCCGGGGAUGCUUUUGUCGGUGGUUUUCUAGCACAACUUAUACAAAGUAAAAACAUAGACACAUGUAUAAAAUGCGGCAUCUGGGCAGCAACGCAGAUCGUGCAGAAGUUCGGAUGUACUUACGAGGGAAAACCGAACUUCCAGUCUUGAUUGGCACAAAUGUGAUAGCGGAUAUAAAUCGUGUACUUACUAGAUAUCUUAAUAAUUUUUUUUACCUUGAAUUUAUCCCUAUCUUUUUUACCUUUUGAACUUUACAUUAUGAGUGAAAUUCGAGCUGCAAGAUUAUAAAAAUAUUUGUAUUAUUAAAAUUUAUUUAAUCUAUUUUGCUAAUCUAAGCGCAUUAACGACAUAAUU